UGCGCGCCGCAACCUCCCAAGCACGCGUUAUUUGCGUCGUUUAAAAAACAACAAAAAUAAUUCACGUGUUUGCCCAAGUGGGGCCCAAAAGCCGCGUUUUGUGCGCCCUCCUAAUUAAUCCCAGCGCUGAUUGUGUUCGUAAUCCCGUGUUUCGUCCCAGUGUUGUUAAAUGCGUAGCAGGCCGUGAACUUUGCUCAGCAAAUGGCUGUCAAAAAAUCGCACCAUGUUGUGAAGAAAUAAAAACAAUAAUAAUUCCGAUUGCGUAACGCGUUGCGAAAUAAUCGUGUGAGUCCCGAAUGCGUGAAAAGACGUGAAAAUGCCUGCCCCCAAGCAGAGGAAAAUCGCGCUGAUGGGCUACCGCUCGGUGGGCAAGUCCUCGCUCAGCAUGCAGUUCGUCGAGGGCAAGUUCCUGGAGUCGUACGACCCCACGAUCGAGAACACGUUCAAGAAGUCGCUCCGGAUCAACUCCACCGAGUACGAGCUCAUCCUGGUGGACACCACCGGCCAGGACGAGUUCUCCAUGUUCCCCUCGCAGUACAGCCUGGACGUGCACGGCUACGUCCUGGUGUACAGCAUCGAGAACAUGAAGUCGUUCGAGGUGGUCUCGGCCCUGUACAACAAGCUGGUGGACAUCACCGGGAAGACGUACUUCCCCUCGGUGCUGGUGGGGAACAAGUCGGACAUGUUCCAGUGCCGCGAGGUCUCGGCCGAGGAGGGCCGCAAGCUGGCGGAAAAGUGGAAAGCCACCUUCUUGGAGACCUCCGCCAAGCACAACAUCGCCGUGGCCCAGGUGUUCCAGACGCUGCUCAACGAUAUCGAACGGGCCGACGGCAACGAGAAGCCCAGCUGUAGCAUCAACUGAUUAGCUAAUUCAAAGACUGUUGUUAUAUUUUUAAAGUGGCAUAGUUUUCUAUCUAUUUUUUUAUAUAUACACUAAUCUGGUCUGUGUUGAGGUGCACACCUGUGAGAUUUGUCUAUUAACCGAUUUUUUUUCCUAGUUUAAGCGUAAGUGAUGUAGGUUUUUAAGACGAAGUUCCCUUCAUUCUAUUGAUGUACAAAAUCAUGUUUCGCAGAUUUGGCGCCAUUUAUUGGGGGUGAAUUAUUUGUAGAUUUUAAGUGUUAGCUCUGUUUGUAUUUAUUUCCGUUUAUUCUAAGUAAAUGAAUUUUUUACGGUUUGAGGUUGACGUGCAAUUUUCGGGACCUCAAAGAUUUACAUUUUCCCAGUGCUUUGCUUUUGUGCAAGUUGGACAAAGUUGUAUUGGAAGGGCCGGGAUUUGGACGACUUUGCGCAAAAUGCAAACUAAUUAUCACUUUUUGUAUAAAUAUAAUUUUCAUCUGUUACUGUGGUGUAAACUUAAUUGUUUGUAUUAAUGUAUGAAAUACAGAUAUAAAUGAAUUGGAUACUUUA
This is a messenger RNA of Tribolium castaneum (red flour beetle), 1408 nucleotides long. RefSeq names its product GTP-binding protein Rheb homolog. Gene Ontology annotation, molecular function: GTPase activity; GTP binding; GDP binding. NCBI's taxonomy places the organism in Eukaryota, Metazoa, Arthropoda, Insecta, Coleoptera, Tenebrionidae. The coding region runs from base 317 to 862 and encodes 181 amino acids. Gene Ontology annotation, cellular component: plasma membrane. Gene Ontology annotation, biological process: small GTPase-mediated signal transduction. The transcript has a single exon. The record is from RefSeq and is a predicted model, not a curated record.